This is a messenger RNA of Ceratina calcarata, 997 nucleotides long. Its product is annotated as semaphorin-1A-like. Gene Ontology annotation, biological process: positive regulation of cell migration; axon guidance; neural crest cell migration. Gene Ontology annotation, cellular component: plasma membrane. Gene Ontology annotation, molecular function: chemorepellent activity; semaphorin receptor binding. NCBI's taxonomy places the organism in Eukaryota, Metazoa, Arthropoda, Insecta, Hymenoptera, Apidae. The record is from RefSeq and is a predicted model, not a curated record. The annotation marks the transcript as partial. The transcript is spliced from 6 exons.
AACAGCGCGCGUGUUGUCUCGUUCCGUCCUACGCGUGUUAACUUCCCGCGAUAGCUACUGAGGCUUUUUACGGUGCCGACGAACCUCGUUUCCUUUAUUUUUUUCGAAUCUGCGUUUUGUGCCGCGACUCGCGCCCACGCGACACCGCGAGGGGAGCCGUGACCGCCGCGGUACGUCGUAAUAACGCGGGACAGUGAGUUCGGUGGUGGUUUUUCCAGUGUUCGUUUUCUGUGUUUUAACGAUCGUUUGUACCAAUGCCGGACGACUAGCAUUAUCGCGCCUUAGGUUUUACCACGAGGAUAUUUUUUACUCUCCAUUGGGAUUUUUUUUGUGAAUUACCCCGACGCGUCCAGGAUUGCUGAAACACACUGGCUGAGCACGCAUCGCCCUGAUCCAGAUUACAUUUCUGGAAUGACGAUCAGAGCGGCGAUGACGAGGAUUGACAGCUACCGCUGAUUCAUAGGAUACCCUGCAGGGCCACUCGCUUCCAAAAUGAGCACGUCGUUGCAAGUUUUGGCGCUAAUCAGCUUAGUUGCGCAGAACGUGGCUUGGCCGCAGGAUCCCGUUCCUAGGCUGCAUGUCAAACAUCGCGACGUGAUUGGCCAGCGGUUCCUGGGAAACGAGAGCCACGUGGAACACUUCAAGCUCCUGGAGCGCGCGACCACUUCCAUCCUGAUUGGCGCCAGAAACGCCAUUUACAACAUAAGUUUGCACGACCUAACGGAGAUCGCCGACCAGAGGUUGCAGUGGUCCAGCACCGCGGCGCAUCGCGAACUUUGUUAUCUGAAAGGACGCAGCGAGGACCAGUGUCAGAAUUAUGUACGAGUGUUCGGCAGACAAGGGCCUGAUCGAUUCCUCGUUUGUGGAACGAACGCGUACAAACCGCUGUGCAGGCAAUUCACCAUCAAGGAUGGCGCGUACGCGAAGGAGAGCGAUAUGGACGGCCUGGGACUAUGCCCGUACGAUCCACGGCACAACAGCACUGCGGUGUUCGUCG